Molecule: messenger RNA, 357 nt
Organism: Acaulospora colombiana
Lineage: Eukaryota; Fungi; Glomeromycota; Glomeromycetes; Diversisporales; Acaulosporaceae
Source: the annotation of a GenBank genome assembly
AUGUCACCGAUAGAAAGGGCGUUAACGAGGGUGGAGUGCCCAGCUAGUGGCGGCCCCUGCGGCGACUGGCGAGCACAGGCUCCGCAUAGGCAGUUCUUUGGUAUUCUGAAAAGAGAUCGUACCGUUAAGGUUACCAUAAACGGCACCUAUUACCACAUGGUUGCCCUUCUACGCCGCUACUCAUCAAUAGGAGCACGCAGGUCGGCUGAAAUAAGUACUACAAGAACAAGAGAGUAUCACCGUGGUGUUGGCGUUUCAAAAUAUGGAGUAUUGGUGGCUAGCGCGCUGUGCGCCCACUACAACAGUGCAGCACGGCAGACGGGAAGGCCUGUUGUCAAAGAGUUCUUAGCCAUUUGA